This is a messenger RNA of Vidua macroura (Pin-tailed whydah), 1639 nucleotides long. RefSeq names its product UNC homeobox (gene UNCX). The transcript has 3 exons. Gene Ontology annotation, molecular function: sequence-specific double-stranded DNA binding; DNA-binding transcription factor activity, RNA polymerase II-specific. Gene Ontology annotation, biological process: regulation of DNA-templated transcription. The record is from RefSeq and is a predicted model, not a curated record. Bases 159 to 1631 code for a protein of 490 amino acids. Lineage: Eukaryota; Metazoa; Chordata; Aves; Passeriformes; Viduidae.
UAUUGGGAGCCUGAUGUUGAUAAAGUUAAAGCGCCCGGCGCCCUGCAGCAUGAGCCCCUCGCCGCGCCGCCUCCUCCGCCAGCAGCACCCCCGGCCCCAGCCGCCCCGCCGCCAGCGCCCCCAGCCCCGCCGGCACCCCCCGCCCUAGAGCCGCCCCCAUGAUGGACAGCCGCAUCCUGGAGCAUCCUCAUGCCCAGUUCGGGGGGAUGGUGGGUUUCCCUUACCCGCUCGGGCACCACCACGUCUACGAGCUGGCCGGGCACCAGCUGCAGUCGGCGGCCGCCUCCGUGCCCUUCUCCAUCGAUGGAUUACUGAGCGGCUCCUGCGCCGCCUCCGUGGUCAACCCGGCGCCGCUGAUCCCCUCCGGCUGCGGGGUGAGCGGGGACAGCCAGCCCUUCAAGCUCGCAGACUCGGGUGACCCGGACAAGGAAAGUCCUGGCUGUAAAAGAAGACGAACCCGCACCAAUUUUACUGGCUGGCAGCUCGAGGAGCUGGAAAAGGCGUUUAAUGAGAGCCAUUACCCGGACGUGUUUAUGCGAGAGGCUCUGGCUCUCAGGCUAGACUUGGUGGAGUCCAGAGUGCAGGUCUGGUUCCAAAACCGCCGGGCCAAAUGGAGAAAGAAAGAGAACACGAAGAAGGGCCCGGGGCGGCCGGCUCACAACUCUCACCCCACGACGUGCAGCGGGGAGCCCAUGGACCCCGAGGAGAUCGCCCGGAAGGAGCUGGAGAAGAUGGAGAAGAAGAAGAGAAAGCACGAGAAGAAGCUACUCAAAAGCCAAAGCCGCCACCCGCACUCUCCCAGCGCCCUCUCCCUCCACAGCACGCCCAGCUCCGACAGCGACAGCGGCGGCGGGGGAGGCCUCUCGCCCGCCCCGCCUGAAGCCAAACCCCGCGGGCAGCCCCCGCCGCCCCAUCCGCCGCUCCCCGCCGCCGCCGCCCCCUCCGAGCCGCCCCCCGGCACCUGCGACCAGACGGCCGAGCCCUUCUACCCCAGCCAAAGAAGCGGGAGCGGGCGGCUCCAGCGCCCGCCCGACAAGGACUGCGCGGCCGCCCCGUCGGGGGACGGCAGCGGGGGCGCGGGGGGGCCCCGCGGCGCCGGCAGCUUCCACAAGCUCAACCCGUUCAGCGUGGAGAGCCUCCUCUCCGACUCACCGCCCCGCCGCAAGGCCGCCCCGGACUUCCCCAGCCUGCCCCCCUGCGCCCCCCGCACCCUCAUCGGCAAAGGACACUUCUUGCUCUACCCCAUCACCCAGCCCCUGGGCUUCCUCGUCCCGCAGACCGCCCUCAAGGCCAGCCCGGGCCCCGAGGCCGGCCAGCCCCCCCGGGACUCCCCGCUGCCCGCCGCCAACCCCGGCCCGCCCGGCUGCGGCGCGGAGCCGGCGCCCGCGGGUGCUCAACCCGGCCCCGGCUCCACGGACACGGCGGCGACCGCGGCGGGGUCGGUGCCCCCCGCGCCGGCCGGCGCCUCGCCGCGCUCCGCGGCCGCGCACGGUGACCCGGCGGCGGCCGCCCCCGCGGAGGGCGGCAGCUUCCCCCGGCCCGAAUCGCCGGUCCGGGCGCGGGACGCCAGCACAGCCAGGGACAGAUCGGACUGCGGCCCCGCCGACGGCGAGGAGGUGGACAUGGACUGACCGGGCGG